UUGAAGCUAACUUAAAUUUCGACGAAGCGCACAAGCAACAACAAACUUGGCACAGCAAAUACUUUAAUAGUGGAAAGUAGUGCAUAACUUUUAGACCACAGUGACUUUUUCCGCGACUAGUUCAGAAACUUCUCUGGUUCGAAGCAAGUGCCCCUUGCAUUCUUUCACCAUGCAUCGAAAGACCUACUAACGUAACAUUUUGGCGAAAAUAAUUCAUAUUUCGUAAAACUUGACGCGACACUCGUAGAAUGGUAAAACGAACCAAAAUUCACAAAGUUUACGAAACAAUCGGGACAGUAUUCAGGCAUGCUUAUGUGACAUCAGUGAGCGGCUGGCUGAGGGUUUCAGUGCUGCCACCCGCGAACGGUCACAUUCCCGCCACGUGACAGUCAGUUACGAGUCAAAUUGACGCCGGAGUGCGGGGCGGCUCAGUUGAAAGUACUUCGAAUCAAAUUUGGGCAUUAGCUAAUCUAGCUUCAUUACAUAUGCACAUAGUUUUUUUUUGUUCCUGGCUGCGCUUUUCUGCUGUUUCUUACCUUGCCCAAGGAUUUUUUUUUUUUGUCAUAAGCAGUACGCAAUCUUUGCACACGCCGUCCAACAUCGCCCACUCAUGAGAAAGAAUGCUUGUCAAGCUGCUCAAAUUAUCGGGUUUUAUGCUGGUGCUCCUUCAUUGUAACGAACUAACGUCAACCAGUUAAUCUGAAUCGGUAGAUCAGUGUACCUCAGGUGCGCUGCUUUCAAAUGCAGAUACAACGCUGUAUAUACGAUAAAUACGUGUACACGAUCGAUAAAGACCUGUUCUUAAGAUCACUUCAGUAUGCUUCCGUAAGAAAACGCCAUGUUCAAAAGAUAAGGUAGUACUAAUGCCGCAUUAACGUUUUUAAAUGCUUUUUUUUUCAUAAUAUAACCGAAAACUGGAACAAGCUGCCAAGUGAUCUUGUUGAUUGACAUGGUUUUCGAAACGUUGUUGGAAUCGCCUUCUAAUGAACUGAUUGAGGUGUGCUGAUCGUGCACAAAUUUUAGCUUGUAGUACGGAAAACUGCAUGCAACAAAUUUUUACUUUUACGAGUGCUUGUUUAUUACUAUUAUUUUUGAGGGGGUUGGAAUGGCAUAAGCGCUCGUGUACCGUGCAUUAGGUUUCCGUAAAGAAAAGGAAAGAAAAAGAAACCGUCAUGGCCAAAUUAAUGGCAUACAGCAUGCCUCAUAAUCAGAUCGUGGCUUUGGCACGUAAAACCCUAGAAUUUAAUUAAAUGUUUUCUUUUAUUUAUAGCUGUUGAAUACUUCUUUGAUGCUUAUUUCUGAUGUUUGUAUUGCUAUUUUACCAAUAUGCCAAAUUCAGGUUGUAGCUAAACCACCCUGCAAUAAUGCCUUAUGGGCGAUGUGGUCAUGUAUAGUAAGUAAACACCCACGACAGUAUCCCUCUAAACGAGCGUAAUAAAGGGCAGCUGUGGAAAUGCCUCAGAGACGGAACAGGUUGAGAUGACUUUCCUCGCGCUUCAUGCUUCGUGUUCAAAAUUUAUUUUGAUGGCCAUUUAUUAUUAGUCUUGUCUUGUGUGUCUGUGUGUGUACGCUCUCAAGUUAUGAUCAUUCGUGCAGUUUUAAUAGACGCACAUACUUUUGAGCAAUUAAAAUCCGACUACUCCCGGAAUCGUUUGUGAAAUGUUGGUUGUACAAAUAACGUUGGCUAAAUUAUCUUUUUUUUUUUGAUCGAAUAGUCGCGCUGCUGUUUCCGACAGUCGCCUGUUCCACAUACUCACAGAGCAGUCACACUAUACGCCUGUAGCACCUGUGGGAAAACCACUUAACUCGCGGCAGAAUUCAUUAUCCCAUUGGUUGGCUCCUCCAGGACAGUUGCAUUUUCGCAAGAGGCUCUUUGCGAAAAACGAACUUCUAAAACGGGUUUCAACUGUUGAUUAGUAACCAGCUUGUGGACAAAAUUCUCGACGCGACGUAGGCAACCAAUGUUUCGUCUGUACAAUGAAUGUUUUUCACCAUUGUAAUUUUCCUAUAUAUUUGAGAAACUCUAGGCUGUUAUUUGCUGUUUGUCCUGACUUUCUUUGCGGGGUAGGGGCUCGUCAAGCUGUUUCCAGGAUUUUUUCCCCCCUACCUCCUUCCUAUGUAUACGCGUAAGCUCAAUGAGCAACAACAAACAACAAUACUUCGAUGUAGCAAGGAUAUCGUUAGUUCACGAUUCGCUAUAAGAACGACCCACAAUACACGGACCUCCAGAGUACACGGUUGGUGCACGACGGAAGCCGAGCACCGAGCGAGAACUCGUCCAUGCCCGCUAGGCCUCCUUGGCUCUUUGGGACCUCGCGUCGACCACGGUUUCGCAGACCCCAUGGCCUGCACGUGGAGACCGGGGCAGUGAGGGUCUCAAUUUGCUCAUCACUCCGGAAGGUGGCGCUAGUCGUCACUGUCGCUCGCCUCGACUUUCGCUGAGGACCGUCUUUUUUUUUUUUUUUUCAACUUCUGUUCAGCCAAAGCCGGGCAACAGCUGCCAACGGCGCGUUGGGCUCUUGCAAAAUGAGGAGCCGGAGGGAGGUCCCCAGAGUAGGAUUGAAACGGCGCACCCGGAAAGUCGCGGUUGGUCCGUAGUGGUGGUCCGGCGGUGUUUUGUGGGUGGCCCGGGUCGGGGCGCCGAGCGCGAGCAGUGGUGGGUUCUCUGAAGAGCCAUCCGGAUUACGACUGCUCAGGAUGGCGUAAAUCUGGCGCUUUGGAACUGCUUCAGCAACGAGGCUUCUUGAGAAGCAAGACAACGGCUUGCGCACCGGACCAAUUCUGUUGUCACCGAUGGACUAUGCCCAUGUGGGCGUAUCUAUAGAUUUCACUUCGUCGUAGCCAUCUUUCUUGGCACUCAAAGCACCUGAUGCCCGUCGAGAAGGCCUCUUGAUGCCCUACGGAGAACCUCUCGGAAAUCUCAGUAGAACUGCAGCGAGAGAUUUUGUCAUGAGCCUGUCACAUCUUUCAUAUCCACCACCUGGUGUAAGCUGUCGCCGUUUCAAGGUUGCCCAGGACGGCGACAUUGACCAGUGAAGGUUCAGCUUUCUGAUUUACUAUUUUUGUAUGUGCUAAAAGGCUUCACAAAGCUAGUGCUGUUAAGCGUUGCUAACUUGGCGCAUCAAGGUCUUGCUGCGGCUUGAGCCCCUGCUUAAGUGCCAUGCAAGCCUUUCACAUUACCAGGUGCACUGAGGAUAUACGUUUUUGAAGGUAGUAUAAGCAGAAAUUUGUUAUUUAGACUGUAGCUUGUAGUGCAAAUAGCUUUGUUCUCGUGAACUUGUCACAGCAGGGGUAAAUGUCCUACCGUCUGUUCCUUCCUUAGGGGACGGCUGUCGGGUGGUUGGCGUAGCUGUGUUUGCGAUUUUAUCGUCCUUUGUGGCCAAUGAAAUCUUAUUUUGUCGCAAAUACUUUGUAUUUUACUGCCUUCUGUAUUGUUCAGUAACCACUUUCGACUACACCAGCAAACUCUCACGGUCUUGGUGACGUGCUACUUCGGUGAAUGCGACUACGCCGCCAUCUGCAGAAAUACAGACACUGACAGCUGAUCACCGUUAAUGGCACGUGCUUCACCUUGCUCAUCGAGAGCCGUCCAACACGAGGAGUUAACUCGCAGCACGUCCACUGCCGUCGUUAGAGCUAACGUGCCUUUCUGAACUUGUUAUGUGUAGUCUACCCUGUCGUGCCGUCUCCUUGUGACGUCUGGUGGGUGUGUGGUCUGCUUGUGUCGUCUUACGGUUUUCGUCGUCUGGUAGUCACAUUGCGUGUGUCGUCUCACGGUAUCGUGGUCUGCUGUCUGCGCGGGCUGCCUUUAUCGUCUGUGAAUCAUGGGUUCCUCAAAGAAGUCGAGGACCAGCUCCAAGAGCAGCAAGAGCAAAACCGGCAGCCGCCGGUCGAAACGCGAGCGCCGAUUUCAGGAGGCCGCGGCAGGACCGGAAGAGGAUCCCAAGGCGGUGCUACAGAGCGAGCGGCGCGCCCUCCUGUGGGCCACUCUGGCCGCCAUGCUGGGCUUCUUCCUGUGGAUCAUCUGCAUCGGCACCGAACAAUGGGUCACCGUAGUGGCGCCCGAGUCAGGCCCCGUGUACGUGAACCGCACCAAGAGUUUCUUCCUGUACGCCAACAUGGGUCUCUUCCGGAUGUGCCGGACCACUGCGCCAGCCAUGCCCAAUGGGAAACCCGGAGCUGAACAGAGCUCCUGUUCCUUCUUCAGCGUGUUCCCGUCGGAGGAAGCUAUCCGACAUGACAUGGAGAUUGACCGCACAAUUCUUGAGUACACCCGCUCGGAGGUGGCCUUCUGCACCCUGAGCCUCGUCAUGCUGCUCAUGGGCAUCGGGUUCUCUGUGUACACCUUCAAGGAGCACCGGUACAUGUUCAAGAGGCUCGCAGGAGGGGUGCACUUCAUCAGCGCCGGCGUGAUGAUGGUGGUGAUGGAAGUGGAGAACAACUCGGCCACCUACGAGGAGCGCUACCUGACCUCGCGGCUGCCCAAGGGUUGCCGCUGGAACUUUGGCUUCUCCUACUACUUCGCCUGGAUCACCUUCGGCAUGUACAUCGUCAUCGGCCUCACCUUUAUCGUCUGCUCUCGCAAGCGCAAGGGGCUCCCCGAUUUGCACGACGCGCCGCAGAUCAUCGGGCGGUGACCGUCGAGCCACGUCGUCUGCUCCGAGUUCGCGCAUGGCUUGCCGGAAACCUCCGUACGCGGCCGGGUCCCAUGGCGUGCUGUUGCUGUCGGCACGCGAAAGCGAGAGCUCAUCAAGGACCUCGCUUGCAGUGGAGAUGAACGUCGUGCUUGCAAAACACGCCUAUUCGGAGUAACGAGGCGUCAGUGAUACCAGAGCGUGUAAACGCUGCGGUCUAAAAAAAGAAGAAAGCGCUGACUGUUCAGUCCGUAAGCUUUCGCCUUUCUUGUGGACUUUUCCCACGCGAUUUCAUCUAGUGCACGCCAACACGUCGCAGAAAGAAAUAUUUCGUUAAUGUUUGUAUACAGUGCCAGAAGUAUGAAAUGGUACUCGCGAGCGCGUGCCCAAGCUCGAGCUGCGGAUUGUUUAAAUAGCCAAAAACUGUUCGGAAACGCGAAAGCGCGCCCUGUCAAGUUGUGACAUAGCAGUUUUACAACCGGCGUUUCCGAACAGGCUGCUCAAAGACAUGCUAGUACGUUAGUGACAAACACCGCUAUGCUACGACGCAGCAGGCCGUGCCGCUCUCCUGGAGUGGUGCUCUGGACAUGGCAUUGGUAAUUAGCGUCAUAUUGUAGAAUUCACCGUCUUGACUGUUCUGACUGGGUCGUGAGGUUGCUGCCGCUCCUAAACGCCGCCAUUGCGGAAUAGACGAUAUGACGGAAUUUGACUGUGUCCAGGAUUGAAACCUCCGGAUGGCGAACAGCCCGCAGAAGUCCACAUCUCCCGCUGCGGCAAGUGCUAGUGAGCUCAUUUUUCAUAUAAUCAUGCUGACUGUACUCCGCAAGAAAUGAAACUUCAUAUAAUCGCAUUUUUGCCACGCAGUGAUUUUCGUCGCUAAUUCCGACUGAACUCGCUUUUACCACCAUUCUGCGCAAUUCCUGUUUCUGCUACUGAAGUGCGCACUUGCGUUCUUGAGUAAAUGACGGCAAUAGGUGACCAAUGGAUGGGGUCUCUUGAUGUCUCUUUUUUUACAGAAAGCGGAGGGAACUUUGAUGCAGACUAUUGCGUAACUCACAAGAAAGGCGCAAAUUUUGGUGCGACAGAUUUUUAUCACCCACGAGCUCGUUGUCAGCUCCGGAAGGCAGUGCUUGUCGGCAGUCAUGGCUUCUCCCUAUGUCAGCCAAAAGCUAACAGUGCCACUGCUGCGGUUAGUGCAGCAAUAUAGCCAUGCCUUUCCGACGCGUUCAUGUGGAUCAUCUUGAAGUGGUCUUGGUAUGCGAAACAUGCGGCUGUGUUGCUCGUGGCUGUGUCGUGAGCGUUUUCUAAAUGCCAGCGCACCCAAUAAACGAAGUGUUCGCGGAAGAUAAAACAGGUGGUUAAGUAAAAAAAAAAAGUGCUACGAUAGCGGAAGGUAGGUGCUGGUUUUAACGCAAAGCUGGAGAUAUGAGCCUCAUCGCACGCCUGUGCAGGCUGUUCGAGUGGAGCGGUAAAGCAAACGACAAGACACGUACACACAGAAGGAGAAAACGCACCGAACUGGGAGGAACAAAAGCGCACACGCAUGCACAAACACCCGAACUCAAAGAGGCAAGGCACACGAAUGUGCGCACAUGCGCACAAACACGCACACACACACGCACACACACACACACACACACACACACACACACGCACACACACACACACACUGGAUCGUUUGCGAAAUCUCAUUGAAUCUUUUGCCACACAGGAGACCGAAAGCAUUUUUGCUGAGCGGAGAUCUAUGACGUAGAUCCAAUACACACCAACAAUGUUACACAGCUUGAAGCGCCACUGCACGAAUUUAACGCAACGCAGGCGGAAAAGAGGGAAAAUAUGGUGCCUUCUACGGUCUGCCCAUGCUUCCCUCUUUAUACUCAGCGGUGAUUGUGUAUGCUGCCUUUUUAAUGAUCAUAAUGUUUCGCUGGUCACCUUGGAGGAAGCACAGAAAGUACCAACAGCCAGUUGUCAUAAAACGCCUAAUAUAAGCCCACAUCCAGUGUCACAUUUCAACUGGGCUUUUCCGUCAGCGCUAAAGACAAUCCUAAACAGCUGUCCACAGCCUGGCUUGCACGUCUAUCUUGCCGUGCAUCAGCCACGGGAUGCACACGUUGGCCUUGUUGAAACAAUUACCAUUGUCAGAAGGUCUCGUCAGAGGGCUUGAUGCAGUCUUUUUUCUUUGAAUAAAGUGACUUGUUACUUGUG
This is a messenger RNA of Dermacentor andersoni, 6839 nucleotides long. RefSeq lists its product as uncharacterized. Gene Ontology annotation, cellular component: plasma membrane. The record is from RefSeq and is a predicted model, not a curated record. Lineage: Eukaryota; Metazoa; Arthropoda; Arachnida; Ixodida; Ixodidae.